AGGGUGGUGAGGGUGAAAGCCGGUUUCUAGUAAGGCAAGACCUAGGAAGAGUAUAAAGAGACAGGCUCUAUCCUGAAGAGCUUUCACGAUCGCAAUACUCAAGCACCGAGAUCAGCAGCCAGCCCAGAUACCUCCAGCCCAAUAUUCUAGACGGUCAAAAGACUUGAGUCAAGUCACAAUGGCAAAGCUCUCCUUCUUCACUGCAAUCCUAAUGGCAGCAGCUGCUAUUGCGGAUCCGGCUCCCUACCCACCAUUUGUCACCGAGAGUCCCUCUCCAGUCAGUGUCAAGAAGCUGCCCUUCUUCGGCCACAAGAGCGGCAACUACCAGCCCAACACGCACAACUCCAACGCCACCAAGACGCACAAGCCAGGCAAGCGUGAGACUGGCGAGUGGGUGCAGAUCCCUGCUGAUGCCCGCUGGGACAACACCAACAUCCAGGACGGCAUCGGCAACGGCUGGGACGGCUACACCAUGCACUGGGGCAGUGGUGGGAGCUGGGACGGUUGGCCGACCCGAAACAACUGGGUCAGCUUCCAGAACAUGUUCGACAACAACAAGGACUUUAUGUUCUCGUCGUGCUCCCAAUUCGGCCAGGCCAACAACGACGGUCCUGAAAUUGGGGCAAUCUGGGACUCGAUUCAGCAAGUAGCAGCCGAGACCGGGGUUGACCACCGCCUGAUCCUCGCCGUGAUCCUGCAGGAGUCAGGCGGGUGCGUGCGGGCGCCGACGUCCAACUACGGGGUCCGCAAUCCGGGGCUGAUGCAGUGCCACAACGGCGACGGCACGUGCAACUCGGACCUGACGGGCCAGGUGCAGCACCCGUGCCCGACGGGGGUCAUCACGCAGAUGGUGCGCGAGGGCACCGCCGGCACCAACUCGGGCGACGGCCUCGCCAACUGCAUCAACCAGUCGGGCUGGUCCAACGACGCCGACUUCUACCGCGCCGCGAGGAUCUACAACAGCGGCGAGGUCGACGCCAGCGGCCGCCUCGAGUGCGGCAUCGCGACGCGCUGCUACGCUAGUGACAUCGCCAAGUGA
Messenger RNA from Phialemonium atrogriseum, 1039 nucleotides. RefSeq lists its product as uncharacterized. Lineage: Eukaryota; Fungi; Ascomycota; Sordariomycetes; Cephalothecales; Cephalothecaceae. The transcript is spliced from 4 exons. Bases 179 to 1039 code for a protein of 286 amino acids. The record is from RefSeq and is a predicted model, not a curated record.